AUGGCGUCCGCUUCGGAAGGCACGCCCCUGCUGGGCGGGAGCGAUGAGUGGAAGCCGACGACGCGACUGCGCUUCCUCCAGUCCGUCACCUGGAUCAACGUCUUUCUGACCGGGUUCGACUCAACGGUGGCCGCCUCCCUCUAUGCGCGCAUCGCCUCGGACUUUGGCCAGGCCAACAAUGCCGUCUGGGUCUCGACCAGCUACCUCGUCACCGCCGUCUCCUUCCAGGCACUCUAUGGCCGCCUGUCGGACAUCUAUGGGCGCCGCGCUGCCUUUCUCUUUGGCACCAUCGUCUUUUCCCUCGGCAGCCUCCUUUGUGGCCUGUCGACGAGCAUGACCACCCUCUUUGUGUCGCGCGCCAUUGCUGGCCUCGGAGGCGGCGGUCUCAUGACAAUGGCCACCGUUGUGCUGUCGGACAAGGUGCCUUUCGAGCGGCGCGGCCUCUACCAGGCUGCCAACAACCUCAUGUAUGGCCUUGGCUCGGCGUCGGGCGCCUCUCUCGGCGGUGUCCUCGCCUAUAGCGUCGGCUGGCGCGCCGUCUUCCUGCUCCAGGUACCCCUCUCACUAGCCGCCGUCAUCGGGGGCUACGUCCUCGUUGAGAAUGUGACCCCGUUGCCUCCAGGCGACUCACUGGACCAAGCGCAGCCGCCGCCGCCGCCGCCAAAGGUCGACGGCCUCGGCGCGGCAACGCUCGUGCUGGCCGUGUCGACACUGCUGCUCGGCCUGAGCAUGGGCGGCAACGAGAUUGCGUGGUCCUCGCCGGCGUCGGUGGCCAUCCUGCUAUCGGCGCUUGGUCUCUUUGCCCUCUUCUUCCGCGUCGAGUCACGCGCCCCGGCGCCAAUCCUGCCCACGCGCAUGCUCACGGGCCGCAUGGCGCUGUCCAACGUCGCCACAAACUUCUUCUCGGGCAUGGCCGUGUACAGCUUCCUGUUCAUGGUGCCCCUCUUCUUUGUGGGUGCGCGUCUGGAGGCCCUCGACGUCGUGGGCGCGCGCCUGUUCCUGCCUGCGCUUGGCUUUCCCAUCGGCGCAUUCGUCGCGGGCUACGUCAUGUCCACUUACGGCAAGCUCAACCUCCUCGUCCGCACCGGCUGCCUCGUUCUUGUGCUGGGCUCCAUCCUGCCUCUCUCGUUCCCCGUCGACGGCCAUCCCUCGGAGCUCUACUACUUCUUCCACCUCAUCCCCGUCCAAAUCGGCCAGGGCCUUAUCAAUCCCAGCAGCCUCUUUACGCUCAUCGCCGCCUUUCCCCAUGCGGACCAGGCCGUGGCGACGUCGACGGUGUAUCUGACGAGGAACCUGGGCAACGUGGCGGGUGUGGCGCUGUCGUCUGCGAUUCUCCAAAACUAUCUCGUCGUCAAGCUGCCCGUCCUGCUCAAGCAUGUGCCCAACAAGGCCGAGAUCAUCGAGCGCAUCAGACACUCGACCGACGCCAUCAGGGACCUGCCCCUCGAUGUGAGGACGCCGGUGCAGCACGCCUAUGCAGACGGCAUUAGGCUUGCCCUCGUCGUCUCGACUGGCCUCGCCGUCGUCGCCCUCGCCGCCAGCUUCUGGGCCCGCGGCGUCGGCCUCCAGCGGCCCUCUCCCUCGUAG
Messenger RNA from Acaromyces ingoldii, 1587 nucleotides. Its product is annotated as MFS general substrate transporter. Gene Ontology annotation, cellular component: fungal-type vacuole membrane. Gene Ontology annotation, biological process: basic amino acid transport; transmembrane transport. The record is from RefSeq and is a predicted model, not a curated record. The transcript has 3 exons. Lineage: Eukaryota; Fungi; Basidiomycota; Exobasidiomycetes; Exobasidiales; Cryptobasidiaceae. Gene Ontology annotation, molecular function: basic amino acid transmembrane transporter activity. The coding region runs from base 1 to 1587 and encodes 528 amino acids.